AUGUCAGACUUUACGGAACAGACACUUCGGCAAAAGCUCGCCAACUUAUCGAAUCAUAGCAACUCGAUCCAAACGACAUCCAGCUGGCUGUUAAAGAACCACAACAACCGAGAAAUAAUAAUCAGAGUUUGGCUGAAAACCGUCAGAAAAGAGAAUAAAGGUGCUAAAGUGGUAAAUCUUCUUUACGUAGCCAACGAUGUCGCACAGAACGCUAGAAAAGCUUGUCCACAAUUCAAGGAUGACUUCUUUCCUGCCAUAGAAAGUGCAUUCAGACACUGCUGCGAAUUGAAAGCCAAGGAAGUGGAGAAUGCCAUUGGAAAACUCAUACAUGUUUGGAAGGAACGUCAGAUUUACAGCCAAUCUCAGUGCAAACGCCUUCAAGAAGCUCAUCAGCAAAUGAAGUUAUCUGGAAGCUUCCCUUCACCAGCUGGGAGAAAUAACGGAAAGAAUUCGCAACCUAACCAGUUCAUCGUCGAAGAGGCCAAAAAGAAUGCUCAGGAUGUUCUUGUCAGUUUAAAACGUCUUCAAAACCCUCCAAGCACCGAAAGAGACAUUCGUAUCCAGCUAUCCAAGUAUCCUGAUAACAUCUCGUGCCCUGAAAAGCUUCAGUCGGUUCAAAAUUCUGAAGAGGCAAAAGCUCUUCUGACUCAAAACGAAGAAGCAUUGCCAAUGCUCGAAGAUUAUGUUAAAAGAUUGAAAGAAGAGACAAAGGAGAGGGAAUCCCUCGAAACCAACCUCAAUAUGCUGAUUCAAAAUGUGAGAAUGAGUAUCGAACAUCACGAGAAGCUUUGUAGAGAUGUAAAGCGGAAGGAAGAUAGAAUCAAAGCAGAUUUGUUGGAGGUUGAAAAAACAUUUGAGUCUCUUCCCGAUCUUACUGCCGAGAUGCCAAACGCUCCAUUGCCAACUCUAGAAGCACUGUUUCAAAAGAGAAAAUAA
Caenorhabditis briggsae is the source of this 936-nucleotide messenger RNA. RefSeq names its product Protein CBR-CIDS-1 (gene Cbr-cids-1). Gene Ontology annotation, cellular component: RNA polymerase II, holoenzyme. Gene Ontology annotation, molecular function: RNA polymerase II complex binding. NCBI's taxonomy places the organism in Eukaryota, Metazoa, Nematoda, Chromadorea, Rhabditida, Rhabditidae. The record is from RefSeq and is a predicted model, not a curated record. Bases 1 to 936 code for a protein of 311 amino acids. The transcript has 6 exons. Gene Ontology annotation, biological process: mRNA 3'-end processing.